This is a messenger RNA of Aspergillus chevalieri, 2277 nucleotides long. RefSeq lists its product as uncharacterized. Lineage: Eukaryota; Fungi; Ascomycota; Eurotiomycetes; Eurotiales; Aspergillaceae. Gene Ontology annotation, biological process: regulation of DNA-templated transcription. Gene Ontology annotation, molecular function: DNA-binding transcription factor activity, RNA polymerase II-specific; zinc ion binding. The record is from RefSeq and is a predicted model, not a curated record. The transcript has a single exon. Bases 1 to 2277 code for a protein of 758 amino acids.
AUGACACUCGCUUCCAACUCCAACCGCCUCGAAUCGACGUCUCGGCCCCGGUCGCGCAAGUUGCCUACAAACUCAUCCGCUGCCCCUAGGAAACGCCGAAAGCGAACCGUCGCCAGUGGCGCCUCCGACGACUGCUUCACCUGCGCUAAGCGGAGCACGCGUUGCGACCGCCGCCGUCCAUACUGUUCGCAAUGCUUGGAUUCGGGUCGGGAAUGCGCGGGAUACAAGACCACUUUAACCUGGGGGGUAGGGGUUGCCAGUCGAGGAAAACUACGGGGAUUGUCCCUGCCGGUGACCGGGGCUCAACCGACUGCGUCUUCGAAGUCGUGGCCCUCACCUUCCACCGACCCACCACCUGAACCGGUGGCCUCGUCAAGCCCUCCUCGUUCUAUCCCGUUGAUUGCUGCGGACGCGACCCCGCUGGAAUCGACACCACCAUCAGUAGCACCCUACCAACAGCCUUCUCAGCAACUGUCUCCCGCGUCGGAUACCGUACAAAAUGUGAUGCCAUGGCCACGUGGUAUGCCUUUGGCUCCGGAGGUUUGGCCCAGUACUUCCAUGUAUUCUCCGGCGGCCUACUCGCCAAGUUCAGUCACUCAAAUUGAUUUUGGAGAGAGUCCGGCAGCAAACACCCCUCCAUAUUUCACAGUGGGAACUGAAGCAGUCAGUCAAGCCCCGAUGGCAGCGCAAUGGCCAGGGCCAGAGGCGCAGGAACCACGGGACCAUGACAAUUCAUUUUCGUGGGCACAAUUUCCUUCUCCGUCGUAUUCUCAGAUGCUCCUGUCGAGAUCGGUUGGGCACACGCCGCGUCUUCGAUAUCUGAUCAGCUACUAUGCCGAAGUUAUCGCCCCGAUGAUUGUGGCUUUCGACAGCCCGACGAACCCGUUCCGCGCGCAAAUCUUACACCUGGCACGGGAUAGCGAGUCCCUGCAAGAGGCCAUCGCGACUCUUUCGACCAGUAACUUGCGACAACGGCAAGCGCGCAAGACCAUGUCCACGGAGAGGACUCCGGCGUCUCGAAUGUCGUGCAUGGCGCAUCGGGCGCUGACUCGGGAUGAUCUAGGAAACCACUCGGCCUCGGAAAUUGCGCAGGAGGAACAGUACCACCGGGGGCGGGCCGUGAGAGCUUUAAAUGCGGAGUUGGCGGAUCCGCAACAACGACUGUCGGACUCGGUGUUGGCGACUCUGCUUAUCCUGUGCCUAUUUCAUGUCUGCGACACCGGGGUGGCCCAAUUCAAGACGCAGUUUGCAGGGGUUACCAAGCUGUUGGCCAUUCGGAUGCGUGCAAGCGGAAGAGUGACGGAUGAUCUGAAAUGGUUUAUCCGCAUAUUCACCUGGUUUGACACAAUGACUGCGACGACCAAUGACCGUGAGAGCCACCUGCGCGGUACCUGUUUGGACAUUACCUCCCUAUCAGACGGAGACUGGGGUCUCGAGCAGCUGGCCGGCUGCGACGCCAGCCUUUUUCGGCUAGUCGCGCAGCUGGGUCGUUUGAAUCUUCUCAGCCAACACCGAACACCGCGGGGCCCAGCGCCUCCAGAGAUGUCUGUUCCCACGACGACCCUCCCGCCGUCGAUGAUUCAUCCGCAGGGCGUGUUUGUCGUGCCUUGUGGUGUUCCGGGAGCGGUCGACCUCAACGGAUUCCCGACCGCAACGCCGCCGCAGGUCAACGUGCCCAGCCCUUGGCCUACGUCGCCUGCAUUCUGGACCGAGUGGUAUUCUCUGCGUCAAAAAUUGGAAGCGUGGCGGUAUCUGCCUCAUGGCAGUGGAACCAGGCCUGCACCGCCAUAUAUCUCGCCGCCGUCGUCGCCAUCGUCGCUGUCGACGGUCGCAUCCCAGCACUAUGAGGAGAUCUUCCAUGUGUCUGAGUCAUUUCGACACGCUGCGAUCCUCUACAGCGAACGACUCGCGUAUCCGGAUCUACCGUCCAGCCACCCGCGGAUCCAAAACAUCGUGCAGGUCGCCAUGCAUCAUCUCACGGCGGUGCAAUCAGACGCCUACCUGCUCUGGCCGCUUUUCAUCACGGGAUCAGAAUGUGUCUUGGAAAGCGAGCGCAGCCUGAUCCGCCAGCGGUGUCGGGACAUCUCCCGAGACUCCGGAUUCUGCAACAACCUAUCCUGUCUAGAUCUACUGGAGAAGAUCUGGGCGCAGAACGCCACGACGGACGGAUACGGGAACUGGCGGGCACCCAGCGGAGCACUAGCGUUUGAACGAGGCUUCCGAUGGCAACAGGCGAUGCGAUCCAAACGAGCAGAUGCCGAGUACAUGGUAGUUUAA